This is a messenger RNA of Spea bombifrons (plains spadefoot toad), 429 nucleotides long. RefSeq names its product SRA stem-loop interacting RNA binding protein (gene SLIRP). Bases 69 to 368 code for a protein of 99 amino acids. Gene Ontology annotation, molecular function: RNA binding. Lineage: Eukaryota; Metazoa; Chordata; Amphibia; Anura; Pelobatidae. The transcript has 4 exons. The record is from RefSeq and is a predicted model, not a curated record.
AUCUCUACUGUUUAGAGCCCGGCUAUAGCCAUUGCGGGGUCACCAGGUUAGAGGGCAAUCAAUCCAACAUGGCGGCACAGGCGAGGAAGGUGUAUGAGCUGUUUGUGUCCCAGGUCCCGUGGACCGUAGCCAGCCGAGAGCUGAAGGAGUAUUUUUCACAGUUCGGGACGAUAAGGAAAUGUCUUCUGCCUUUUGACAGAGAGACGGGCUUUCACCGCGGGUACAGCUGGGUCGCGUUCACGACGGAGGAAGGUUUGCAGAACGCCCUUCAGAAGGACACCCACCUCCUGGAAGGCGCCAAGCUCCAGGUGCAGCAGAAGAGAAGCCCAACCGUCCAGACAAACAGACCAGAAACCAACGGCAGCUGAAUACAGAAAUUUAUUGUACAGAGGAUUAAAGCUUUAAAUAAACUCAAUUUAAAAAUGAAAA